CGUGUUGCUGGGCUAGUCGGCUCAUACUGAACAAUUUCAGACCAUAAGAUUUAUGUCCAGUUAGCGCAACCGGAAGUUUUCAAAGCAACGGGCUGCACCAUGCACCUAGACUCUUCUCUCCGCCUUCGCAUUCCACCUGUACUCUGCAGCAGUGGCAGCGUGUCGGCACUGUCUAAUUCACAUGCUCUGCGUUUUUGCAGUUGAUUGCGCAUCGGCUGGGAAUCACGAUUGUGUGAUAGCUCCUUCCACCACCAGACUGCCAGGAAGCUGAGACGAUCGCCUGGAAAGUACAUCGGCGCAUGCGGACUGGAGAGCGACAUCAGCGCGCUUGGGACCGUCACAGUAUAAGAAGGGACGCAAGAACAUCGGACCACCAUUUGGCAGCAGUGGCAGCGUGUCGGCACUGUCUAAUUCACAUGCUCUGCGUUUUUGCAGUUGAUUGCGCAUCGGCUGGGAAUCACGAUUGUGUGAUAGCUCCUUCCACCACCAGACUGCCAGGAAGCUGAGACGAUCGCCUGGAAAGUACAUCGGCGCAUGCGGACUGGAGAGCGACAUCAGCGCGCUUGGGACCGUCACAGUAUAAGAAGGGACGCAAGAACAUCGGACCACCAUUUGGCAGCAGUGGCAGCGUGUCGGCACUGUCUAAUUCACAUGCUCUGCGUUUUUGCAGGUGCCUUUCGGUCUGUACUUCCUUGUCUUACUCUGCCGAGCGUCAGCGUUGGAACUAAGAAGCAACCGAACAGACAUGAUCCAUCAAUUUGGGCCGCUACCUGAUGGCAGCGAGCCUGAUCUCAAAGCCAUGGCUACGGGCUACGGUGAUCACCAGAGUGGCUACGGUGGCCACAAGAACCAUGGCGGCCACCACUCGCACGGCCAGUACGGCGGCGGCUACAAACACCAUGGCGAUGAUUACGACAACUACCACGCAAAGCAUGGCCGUCAUGGAGACGAGCAACAUGGUCACGGCUAUAAUCGCUACCACAACGACCACAACGGAAAAUAUGGUCAUGGAGGCUAUGGAGAAAAGCACUACGCCAACGACCACUACGGAGGGCAUGGAAAGCACGGAGGCAAGUACGGCAACGACCACUACAAGGCUCGGGGACACAAGAACUACGGUCACAAGAAUGUAUAUCACAAGGAGGACGCCGCGCACCACAGCCGCUACUACGAUGACUACCACGACGGUGACCACAAGAAAAAGUACAAUCAACACCACAACUACAACGACCAUCAUGCGGGCCGCCAGCACCAUGGACACCACCACAAGCAGCACCAUGACAAGUACCGCCACGGCGACGACUCCCACAAGCAUGGACACGGCCAUUACAAGCACCACCACGGAUCACAUGGCGGCCAUGGCAGAGACCACUACCGAGGUGGCAGCGGCCACAAGUACGGAGGCGGCGGAUAUCACCGUGGUUCUCACGAUCACUACGGCGGCCACAAGCACCAUGGAGGCGGUGGGCAUAGCGGCGGCUAUGGAGGUCACGGAGGAGGCGGCGGCUACGGCGGUCAUGGAGGAGGAUACGCAAGCAAUGGUGUACCCACGUACAUCAAGGUUCCUGUGUCUCAAAUUGGAUUCGCGGCGACUUUUCGAUGA
Messenger RNA from Dermacentor albipictus, 1603 nucleotides. RefSeq names its product cation channel sperm-associated protein 1-like. Lineage: Eukaryota; Metazoa; Arthropoda; Arachnida; Ixodida; Ixodidae. The record is from RefSeq and is a predicted model, not a curated record.